GUGUACGCGGUAAAAUACGGUUUAACCGGGAGAAGACAAAGAGGGAGAAUCACUGACAAUUUGAAAAAAAACCCAAUCGUCGACACCCGACAGUCCACUCUCGGAUCCGAUCCGUCUUAUAUUCCCUCCCAUUCCAUCUCUCUCCUCCUCCUGCUCUUCUAUCUCACCUUACCAUCCACAUCACACCUACAUCCACCAGAUGCUUCCUUCGCACUUCCAUCACCAACAACACUACCCUCACACAAAUUCCCUUUCUGCACCUCCAAAUUUCCCCCAUUUCCUCUCCCUACCCCCUCACCGCCACCGCCGUCGGAUUUAUGUAUAGCAGAAAAGACAUUCUAGGGUUUCUGUGUUCUGGUCUCAUCCUUGGCGCCGGAUAAGAUCAACUGACUCGACGAAUUGGAUCAAUGCUGGUCCCUGGAAUUCUAGGGUUUCAGGGCCUCCUACUGCUCCUCGUCCUGGCCUGUUUCCUUGUGAUUCGUCACAAGUGGAAGAAUGCGGUGGUCAAUAAAGAGGAAAUCAUGCGUCUUGUGGCUAUGGCUUCCGAAGAGACCGCUGUCGCUGAGUUUCAGGCCACGUCUCCUUACGCUCCGGUUGUGCAGCCGGUGUCCUUGCCGUACCACUGUGCCGUCUGCUAUGCCAGCACCACAAUGCGCUGCUCUAAAUGCAAGGCUGUCCGAUACUGUUCUGGUAAGUGUCAAAUCAUUCAUUGGAGACAAGGUCACAAAGAUGAAUGUCAGCCUUCAAUUGAUGCCGUGCAGUUCCAAGACAGGAGUGACUUCGAUGGUGAAGCAAUAUCUCAUCACGAUGGAAAAGGAUCACAAGCUAAUUUAACCACAUUCAGAACUGCAUCUUGGGAUGCCAGAGAGAAACUUCUUUCUGAUGGUGUUGCUCCUGAUCAGCUUGAGAAUAUGUCAUUACCCUCAGGAUGCGCUAAGUUGGCGAAUAUUCAGGAGGACAUAUCACAUGCAAAUAAGUUAAGUAAAAUGAAAUCCAGUCAUACUGAUAAAGAGGUUGAAUCUACACCAAAAAUUCCCAAAGCCAAGAAAAACAUAUCUGGUGAUGCUCAGCCUGAGAAUAUUGGCAGUAAGAAGCUGACCAGAAGACCUAUUUCAUCAGAAAAGAAACAUACUGAUGCCUGUAAGUCCAAGAGCUCAUCAAGUAAUGACACAGAAGAUGAGUCUAAAGAAGAAGAAUCUCUGUCACAUAGGGUUUCUAUUGAUCGGCCAUCUUCAACCACUGGAGAGCAUAUGUAUUCCAGUUCUAGAUAUGAAAAGAUUGAAGCUUAUCAUGCAUUGCCUACAAAUGAAAAAGUUGGUAGUAUCCCAAACUUGCCACAAAAUGCUUGUAAUGGAUUGAAAACUUCUGUGAGGAAAGUUGUGCAGCAGUUUAAAUCCUCGAAACAACUGAAAUCCAACCUCUCAGGUCGUGGAGAAGAGACUGUUGGAAAAUACAAGGUAAUUUUUCCGUAUGAACUGUUCGUGAAACUGUACUCCUAUGACAAUGUGGAUCUUUGUCCAUUUGGCCUUAUGAAUUGUGGGAACAGCUGUUAUGCUAAUGCGGUGCUCCAGUGUUUAGCAUUUACUCGGCCUCUUGCUUCUUAUCUUCUUCAAGGGCUUCAUUCUAGAGCAUGUCAAAAGCAUGACUGGUGUUUUAUCUGUGAGUUUGAAAUUCUUCUUAUGAAGGCAAAGGAAGGGAAGUCUUUACUGUCCCCGAUCAGGAUACUAUCUAAAAUACAUAAAAUUGGAAGUAAUCUUGGCCGUGGAAGGGAAGAAGAUGCUCAUGAAUUUUUGAGGUAUGCUGUUGAUACCAUGCAAUCUGUUUGCCUCAAGGAAGCCGGGGCUGUUGGUCCUUUGGCAGAAGAAACAACUCUAGUAGGCAUGACUUUUGGAGGCUACCUUCGAUCUAUGAUAACGUGUAUGAAGUGCCUUGGAAAAUCUGAGCGAUUUGAGCAGAUGAUGGAUCUUACUGUCGAAAUUGACGGGGAAAUUGGAACUCUUGAAGAGGCUCUAGCACAAUUUACGGCUACUGAAACUUUGGAUGGAAAAAAUAGGUACCAUUGUAGCAGGUGUAAAUCUUAUGAAAAAGCCAAAAAGAAAUUAACAGUUAUGGAGGCACCAAAUAUCCUUACAAUUGUGUUGAAGCGUUUUCAGUCUUGUAACUUUGAGAAGCUGAAUAAGUCGGUACGGUUCCCAGAGGUUCUCAACAUGUCACCAUAUAUGGGUGGAACAAGUGAUAGAUCUGCUUUGUACAGUCUUUAUGCUGUGGUUGUUCACUUGGACAUUAUGAAUGCUGCAUAUUCAGGCCAUUACGUGUGUUAUGUAAAGAAUAAUCAGGGGGAGUGGUUCAAGAUUGAUGACAGUUCAGUUGAACCUGUGGAUUUAAAGAGGGUGUUAUCCCAAGGGGCAUACAUGCUUCUUUAUGCAAGGCGCACUCCACGGCCCCCGGCCUUUCUUGGAAGUACUGCCGUUUCCAAUGGUGAGAAAUUGAAGAGAAGGAACUUGGAAGCUGUUCCUUCCAGCCAUACCAAAUCCAAAUCGAGAUCUAAUUCCGUGGUUCCAAGUCUCAUCAGCAAUCAAUCACUAAAUCAAGAUCCAGAUGAUUGGAGAUUCCAUUCAACGCACAGAUUUCCUUCUUUGGAUUCAUCAAGUGAGAGUUCAUCCAUUUUCAGCUCGUCAGAUGCAAGUUCUUGUAGCACCGUGAGCACCAAGGACUCUUCCAGCAAUGAAGAUCUCUCUGAUUACAUAUUUGGCGAAAUGGGACCCGACUGGUACAGCCAAUAUAGCAGGCAUUCAUCAGCGGCGAUGACCGGCUUGUACGGAGAAAGAACCUCAACAGUUUUGUGUAGCGACAGAAGUAGACAUCGUAGAAAGUCAACCUCGGAUUAGUUAGCAGUGGUAGCAGGAGUAGAAGUAGGGAAAUUGACCAGCAGAAAUUUGUAUGGUCCAAUAUUCCACCCGUUGGGGAU
Messenger RNA from Prunus avium (sweet cherry), 2968 nucleotides. The record is from RefSeq and is a predicted model, not a curated record. NCBI's taxonomy places the organism in Eukaryota, Viridiplantae, Streptophyta, Magnoliopsida, Rosales, Rosaceae.